AUGUCAGAAAUUAACAAUGCAAACAUCAGUUUAGAGCAAGAAGCAACUAACUCAUUUAUUGCAUCAUCAUCUCUUGAACUUAUACGCAGUUCAACCUCUAGUAGAGAUUCCAACUUGAAUAGACAAAAAAGAUCAUUUGAAACUCAUUCAUCAGUGACAAUUGAUGGUAAAAAGUACAUGAAUAAAGAUGAUUUCAUAGCAGCCAUAGCACCAGGCGAAGAUUACAAAAAAAUUAAAAAAGAACAAUUUGGUAUAUUAUUUAAAGUUGCUGACACUAGUAAUAAAGGUUUAAUUUCUUUACAAGAUUUUAUUAUAUUUGAAAAUCUGUUAUCAAAACCUAAUGCAGAAUAUGAAAUUGCUUUUAGAUUAUUUGAUGUUGAAGGUAAAGGCAAAAUUACCAUCAAUCAAUUUAAAAAGAUAUUAACAUCAAAUUUAGAACCUGAUAGUGUACCUUUUGACUUUGAUUGUGAUUGGUUGAAAUUGUAUGUUGGGAAAAAACCUGGUCUAAAACAUGAUUUAACUUAUGAGGAAUUUACUCAGUUGUUGAAAGGAUUACAAGGUGAAAGGUUGCGUCAAGAAUUCAAAUAUUAUGAUAAAGAGGGUAUUGGUUAUAUUAAGCCUGGCGAAUUCAAAAAAAUGAUUCUUUCAAUAUCAAAGCAUAAAUUAUCCGAUUACGUUUUAGAACAUUUACCUACUUUAUGUAACGUAUCAACAACCAAAAAAAUAAGUUAUGCAGCAGUAGUUGCUUUUCAUAAUGUGUUGAGGCAAAUGGACAUGGUGGAAAGAAUUGUGAUGAAGGCUAUUUCUGAGAGUAAAGAUGGUAGAAUCACUAAAAAUGAUUUUCUUAACACAGCUGCGAAAGAAACAAGAUUCUCAUUGUUCACUCCUUUAGAAACCGAUAUAAUAUUUCAUUUUGCUAGUUUAGGAAAUCCCUCUGGUAGAUUAGGCAAGAAAGAUUUUGUUCAAUUAUUGGAUCAGCAAUGGCAAAAGCCACCAGUAAUUAAACCUUUAAUAGAAAUUGAUAGUGAAAAAUUAAAGAAGGUGACUGGUGAAAGAACUGGUUUCAUAUGGAAUGUACUUCAUCAAGUCUACUCUUUUGCAAUGGGUUCAAUAGCUGGGGCUGUAGGUGCAACAGUUGUGUAUCCUAUUGAUUUGGUUAAAACAAGAAUGCAAAAUCAAAGAUCAAAAGUUGUUGGUGAAUUAUUAUAUAGAAAUAGUAUCGAUUGUUUUCAUAAAGUUAUAAAAAAUGAAGGUGUAAUGGGUCUUUAUAGUGGUCUGGGUCCUCAAUUAAUUGGCGUAGCACCUGAAAAAGCCAUCAAAUUAACAGUUAAUGAUUUAGUAAGAUCACUUUUGACAGAUAAAGAAACUGGUAAAAUUCCAACUAGAUACGAAAUUUUGGCAGGUGGGACAGCAGGAGGUUGUCAAGUGAUUUUUACAAAUCCAUUAGAAAUAGUAAAGAUUCGACUUCAAGUACAAGGAGAAUUAUCAAGAAAUUUAGUAACAAAGGUGCCGCCUAAAUCAGCUAUAUGGAUAGUUAGAAGUCUUGGUAUAGUAGGGUUAUAUAAAGGAGUAAAUGCAUGUUUAUUAAGAGAUAUACCAUUCAGUGCUAUAUAUUUUCCUUCUUAUGCACAUAUAAAAAAAGAUCUGUUCAAUGAUGGAGUAAAUGGUAAAAGAUGUAGUAUAUUUGAAUUGUUGUUAUCAGGAGCGUUGGCUGGUAUGCCAGCUGCUUAUUUGACUACACCUGCUGACGUUAUAAAAACCAGAUUGCAAGUUGAAGCCAGGACAGGACAAACACAGUAUAAUGGUAUAAUUGAUGCUACUAAAAAGAUUCUCAAGGAAGAAGGAUUUGGAGCAUUUUUCAAAGGUGGGCCUGCCAGAGUUUUCAGAUCUUCGCCGCAAUUUGGCACAACGUUAAUGGUUUACGAGUUGUUACAAAGGUGGUUUCCUUGGAAUGUCAAGGCUUACACCACUACUACUGCUGCUAAAACCGAUAAUAUUGGUGGUGAUAGUAGUAGAGAUCUCGAUUAUUUAAAGAGUAGAAACGCUUUAAAAAUUUUGUUGGAUUUGGAUUACAAAUUUGGAGUUUCUCCAAACAAUAUUGAUAAACCAAUUAUACCAAAUUAUCAAGAAGAACAAAAUCAAGAAAUAGAAGUAUUAAAAUCUAUUUAUCCUGAUGAAUUGGAAGAAAUUAAUGAAAAAGAAUUUCGAAUAAUAAUUGAACCUGAAGAUCAAGAUCGUGAUUUAAAUUUACAUAUCAGGAUUGCUUUACACAUAAAAUACACACCAAAAUAUCCAGAAGAGACCCCAAUAAUAUCAAUUGAUACACUGGAGGGAGAAUUGAGUGAAGAAGAACAUGAUAAACUAUAUUCUGAAAUUUCUAUAGUGGCUGAUGAUUCAUUGGGAAUGGCAAUGGUGUUUACAUUAUCAACACUACUGAAAGAUUUGUUAACAACAAUGGAAAAUGCAAGAUUUAAAGGUACAAAGGUGACAUAUGAAGCAUUUUUAGAAUGGAAAAAACUUUUUGAUAAAAAAAUGGAAGAUAUAGAAAAAUCAAAGAAAGACCCAAUUUUAUUAAAAAAAGAAGAAUCAAGGAAAAAUAAAUUAACAGGAAGACAAUUAUUUGAACAAGAUAAAUCACUCGCAAAAUCAGAUUCAACGUUUAUAGAAGAUGAUGAUGUUACAGUAGAUGUAUCUUUAUUCGAAAAAGAAUCCAUUGCAGAAGGUGAAGACGAAGAUGAAGAUGAAAUUAGCGUAAUUGAAUUAGUAAAAAAUAUUAACGAUUAA
Entrophospora sp. SA101 is the source of this 2784-nucleotide messenger RNA. Lineage: Eukaryota; Fungi; Glomeromycota; Glomeromycetes; Entrophosporales; Entrophosporaceae. The record is from the annotation of a GenBank genome assembly.